Rhea pennata is the source of this 1186-nucleotide messenger RNA. RefSeq names its product solute carrier family 30 member 3 (gene SLC30A3). Gene Ontology annotation, cellular component: plasma membrane. The coding region runs from base 2 to 1186 and encodes 394 amino acids. The record is from RefSeq and is a predicted model, not a curated record. Gene Ontology annotation, biological process: zinc ion transmembrane transport; response to zinc ion. Lineage: Eukaryota; Metazoa; Chordata; Aves; Rheiformes; Rheidae. The transcript is spliced from 8 exons. Gene Ontology annotation, molecular function: zinc ion transmembrane transporter activity.
CAUGGAGCGCUCGCCCGGCACCGAGACCGCCCGGCUGGUCAGCCCGCGCGGUGGCCGCGCCGACGGCAGCCUGCGCCUCAAGAGCCUCUUUGCCAGCUCGCGGGAUGCCCUGGCACCGCAGCCCCCCGGGAAGGGGGCCCAGCCCACGGCCCCUGCCCUGGAGGGGGGUCCGGCACCACGCUGCCGCUGCAGCCCCGCCGCACCCAGCCCCAGCAGCGGGAGGCUCCAGGCCCGCCGACAGCUGAGCGUCGCCUGCACCAUCUGCUGCAUCUUCAUGGUCGGGGAGGUGAUAGGCGGGUACCUGGCGCACAGCCUGGCCAUCAUGACGGACGCGGCCCACCUGCUGACGGACGUGGGCAGCAUGUCCGUGAGCCUCUUCUCGCUCUGGGUCUCCACGCGGCCGCCCACCCGGACCAUGAGCUUCGGCUGGCACCGCUCGGAGACGCUGGGUGCGCUGGCCUCUGUGCUCUCCAUCUGGGUGGUGACCGCGGCGCUCGUCUACCUGGCGGCCGCCCGCAUCGUCAGCGGCGACUACGAGAUCGAGGCGCGAGCCAUGCUGGCCACCUCCGCCGGCGCCGUGGGGGUCAACCUGGUCAUGGCCUACGUGCUGCGCCAGUCCAGCGCCGCCCACAGCCACAGCCCGGGCUACGAGAAGCUGGAGGAGGGCCCCGGUGGCUGCUUGCCCGGCCGCACGCCCCUACCCGGCAGCACCAGCGUCCGCGCCGCCUUCGUGCACGUGGUGGGCGACCUGCUGCAGAGCGUUGGCGUCCUCGUGGCCGCCACCGUCAUCUACUUCAAGCCCCAGUGCAAGAUUGCAGACCCCAUCAGCACCCUGCUCUUCUCCAUCUUCGUCCUUGGCUCCACCCUCACCAUCCUCCGUGAUGUCUUCAGAGUCCUCAUGGAAGGGGCGCCGCGCGGCGUCGAGUUCAGCGCGGUGAAGGAGGCGCUGCUGGCGGUGGACGGGGUGAAGGGCGCCCAUGACCUGCACAUCUGGGCCCUGACGCUGAGCCACCACGUGGUGUCGGCGCACGUGGCCGUGGACGCCGGCGCGGACCCGGAGGCCGUGCUGUGGGACGCCACCGCCCAGCUGCGGAGCAGGUUCGGCUUCGCGUCGUGCACGGUGCAGGUGGAGCGGUACUCGGAGGAGACGGCAGCCUGCUGGCACUGCCAGGACCCCCGCGCCUGA